AGAUUUCAGAAAAAUCGAAUAUAAAUUCAGAAUAAACAUAUUGUUCCAAGAUUAAAAAAAAAAAAAAAAAAAAAAUCUCAAAUCGAACUCUACGAAGAUCGAAAAUUAAGUACCAAUUUUCACCCAUACUGCUAAUUUACACGUAAUUAGAGGGCAUAAUUCAUAAAUAUGUUCUUCAAUUGAUAAUUAAAAAUUCAAUCUCUCUCUCUCUCCACGCUCGAUCGUCUUCGGUCUGGAGAUUCCGCCGCUUCACUCGCGGCCGCCGUGAAAACAGCCUUCAGCCACCGCUCAGGCCGCCAUUGCAACCCCUAGCGCCGCUCAUUUUGGUACCCACCCACCCCCUGUGCACUUGAUACAAAUGGACUCUCCUAAAUGGAGAAAAGUUGCUUAUGGAGGAAUGCAGCCCGGUUUUGAUGACAACCACACCGACGAAUCUUUCCUCGAAGAAAUGAUUAUGAACGCUAACGUCGUCAAACGAGACUUGGUCAAGGUGAUUCUCGACUCGGUUUCAAUCUCGCAGUACUUGUGCAUUGUUUCGCUCGUUGUUUUAGUUUGGACUUAUACUCUAAGAUCCAUAUUUACCGAAACGUCCCUCCUUUUACUCGAUAUUAUCCUUCUCUGUUCGGGUUUCUUGAUUGUUCUUCUAACAGCAAAAAGGCUAUCUUUUGACCUGCUCGUCAGUUAUUUUCUCAAAACCUCGUUCUUCAUAACGGGUUUGUACGUUUUAUCGCCCGUUUAUCAAACGUUGACUCGGUCGAUAAGCUCGGACUCAAUUUGGGCACUAACAACUUCUCUCGUCGUACUCCAUUUGUUUCUUCACAACUACUCCGAUUCCACUCUCGAGUUUACGAAUUUCACGAGCAAUAUUUCUCUCAAUGCUUCUAUAGUUUCUUCGCUGUUGAUCGCUUCGAGGCUUCCGUCGAGGCUGCAUGUUUUCGCUAUCGUGCUGUUUUCGUUGCAGGUUUUCUUGUUCGGUCCGUUUGUUGGUUACUGCGUAAAGAAGUACUCGUUUCGGUUGCAUUUGUGUUUCUCGUUUGGGUUGAUGGUUUUGACUCUUUUUUUGGUUUACGGUUUGCAUCGGUUGCUGUUUGUUUUGCUGUUGGGUAUAUUGGUGUUUGUUAAUUUGGUGUGCCCUUAUUGGCUCAUUAGAAUUCAAGAGUACAAAUUCGAGAUCAAUGGUCCGUGGGACGAGGCGAAGCUCUGUUUUAACAUAUCCGAGUGAAGCUGUUCGUUUUUUCACACGGCUUGAAUCGGAUACUACAAAUUUAUCGAAAAAGUCGAAAAUCGGAAAUUAUCGACUCUGAGUUGUGGUCUUUUAUAUUAGUUUCUUGAUAUUUGUCGCAGCACAUGUAAUGGUGUCUCUCGGAAAGUUCGAUAUUAUUUUUUUUAGCAGUAGAUUUUUUACGGAAGGUAAUUUUGUUCUGCGGUGAAACAUUGUAGAUUUUUUACGGAAGGUAAUUAUGUAUAUAUAUAAUUAAAAUGUAAGUAUUUUAUGUAAUGAAUCAUCAUAGAUUUCAGUGCCAUGAAAUUAUUUGUGAGCUACAAACAUAGUUGAUCUAGUAAAAUC
Molecule: messenger RNA, 1567 nt
Organism: Erythranthe guttata (spotted monkey flower)
Lineage: Eukaryota; Viridiplantae; Streptophyta; Magnoliopsida; Lamiales; Phrymaceae
Source: RefSeq, a predicted model, not a curated record